AUGUACUCUCCACAAAAACAUACAGAUAUUCCAAACUCCAGAACUUGGAAAAGAAAAAAGACAGAACAAGUAGAAUCGCAAUCCGAUGCUGACCCAGUCUGCUUAAUUCGUGCAAAGAUCGGAAAACGCAAAAUCAGCGCACAUGUCCCAAAUUCCAUCUCUGAAGAUUUCACAAAUGCUGUAAAUGACAUUUGUGAGCUCAUGGGUCACAAGGAAGAUAGUGAUCAAGUAUAA
This is a messenger RNA of Theileria equi strain WA, 234 nucleotides long. RefSeq lists its product as hypothetical. Gene Ontology annotation, molecular function: 7S RNA binding. Bases 1 to 234 code for a protein of 77 amino acids. NCBI's taxonomy places the organism in Eukaryota, Apicomplexa, Aconoidasida, Piroplasmida, Theileriidae. The record is from RefSeq and is a predicted model, not a curated record. The transcript has 2 exons. Gene Ontology annotation, biological process: SRP-dependent cotranslational protein targeting to membrane. Gene Ontology annotation, cellular component: signal recognition particle.